Messenger RNA from Neogale vison (American mink), 2165 nucleotides. It is a transcript of the gene RSPO3, whose product is annotated as R-spondin 3. Bases 329 to 1156 code for a protein of 275 amino acids. Lineage: Eukaryota; Metazoa; Chordata; Mammalia; Carnivora; Mustelidae. The transcript has 5 exons. The record is from RefSeq and is a predicted model, not a curated record.
GCCGCCGCCCCUCACCAUGCUACCUGCGGCCGCCCCGGCGAGGCCGCUCGCUGCUCGUGGAACCUUCGCUCGCGGUGUUGACAGCCACCCCUGCGGAACGGCCGCGGUUGAGGGCUCGGACAAUUUGAAAAUACAGUAGUUGGUUUCCCUGCACCCGACCCGCUUCUUCGUUUGCCAUCCCAGCACGCCUAUCGGAUCUGAGUGGAGAAGUUGUCCGCUGCUUGGGGUCUCCCUCUCUAUACGCCUAACACUUACCUAUAUUUCUAGAACAUUUAAUAUAAUUAACAAAAGAAAAGGAGGAAAGGAAAGGAAACAUUACUGGGUUACUAUGCACUUGCGACUGAUUUCUUGGUUUUUUAUCAUUUUGAACUUUAUGGAAUACAUCGGCAGCCAAAACGCCUCCAGGGGAAGGCGCCAGCGAAGAAUGCAUCCUAACGUCAGUCAAGGCUGCCAAGGAGGCUGUGCAACGUGUUCAGAUUACAAUGGAUGUUUGUCAUGUAAGCCCAGACUAUUUUUUGUUCUGGAAAGAAUUGGCAUGAAGCAGAUUGGAGUGUGUCUCUCUUCAUGUCCAAGUGGAUAUUAUGGAACUCGAUAUCCAGAUAUAAAUAAGUGUACAAAAUGCAAAGCUGACUGUGAUACCUGUUUCAACAAAAAUUUCUGCACAAAGUGUAAAAGUGGAUUUUACUUACACCUUGGAAAGUGCCUUGACAAUUGCCCAGAAGGGUUGGAAGCCAACAACCAUACCAUGGAGUGCGUCAGUAUUGUGCACUGUGAGGCCAGUGAAUGGAGUCCUUGGAGUCCAUGCAUGAAGAAAGGAAAAACGUGUGGUUUCAAAAGAGGGACUGAAACGCGGGUCCGAGAAAUAACACAGCAUCCGUCAGCAAAGGGUAACCUGUGUCCCCCCACCAGUGAGACAAGAAAGUGUACAGUGCAAAGAAAGAAGUGUCAGAAGGGAGAACGAGGAAAAAAAGGAAGGGAGAGGAAAAGGAAAAAACCUAAUAAAGAAGAAAGUAAGGAUGCCAUACCUGAUAACAAAGGUCUGGAACCCAGCAGAGAAACUCCAGAACAACGAGAAAACAAAGACAAACAGCAGCAGAAGAAGCGAAAGGUCCAAGAUAAACAACAGAAAUCGGUAUCGGUCAGCACUGUACAUUAGAGGGUCCCAUGAGAUCGUUGUAAACUCAUGAUGCUGCUAUCUCAACCAGAUGCCCAGGACAGGUGCUCUAGCCAUUAGGACCACAAAUGGACAACGUGUCAGUUACUGCUCUGUCUCAACAACAUUCCAGAUAGUUGCUAUAUUCUUUGUACAAGCAUAGCUAACAACAAAGAGCCAAAAGUUCAAAGAAGGGAUGUUUUCAAAUGGUUAUCUAACACGCUUCUGUGCAUUUCUAAGAGACAAGAAAUUUUGUAUAUAAUUAUCAAUAGGCUAUAAGAUGUAACAGCAUAAUGAUGACAUCUGGAGAGCGACAUCUUUUUCCCUAUAAAAAUAAUUUUUCAAGCUAUUGCUUUAAGAAGCGAAAUAUAGUUCUGCAAAUUCGAAGAGGCAAUAUCCCUUCAAAGUCAAUAAGAGAUCAGGGAAGAGAAACAUCUUUCAAAGAACAGUGUUGUUUUGUCCAGGAGAUCUAGAGAGUGCUCAGACAUUAGGGCCCGGCAUUUGGAAUCGUAGGAAUUACUACCACCGAAACGACCGUUUUCAGAUUGGUUCUAUUGCCUUCACCCUGUCCUUCGGCAAGAAACAUGAGAGUGUACACCAGAGUUAAGCAUACUGUGUGGGAUUGGAAAAAGGCAAAAUGUGGAAGAAACCAUAGCGUUGGAGAUGACUUCUGUGCUUUACAAAACUGUGAAGGGUUGUGAUUACCUGGAACAGAUCUCUAAUCAAUGUCAGCACUGUGUGGUUCAGCCUCUGCUACCCCUUGGGUUAUAUAAGUCUGUAAACAUGUACUUGUAAGUUCCAAAAGCAAAAUCAUACUUAUUAGAAGAAAAUUCUGAUUUCACAGAGAAGCAAAAACUAGAGCAAGGAGACUAGAACAUGUUUGCAAAAUCAUGUGUUUUCUGCAGGAAAAACAAUUUUAUUACCACCUGGAACUAACAGGGGAUACUACUUUCUAACAAGGUGUAUCUAGUAGGGGGGAAAGCCACCACAAUAAAUAUAUUUGUUGAUAGUU